AAUAUCUCCACACUUUACAAGAUGCGAUUCAGAUUAGGGCAGUAUUUCAACUUUGAAGGGCUAAAAUUCACACUAUCAGGUCUAUUCCAUCCUUCUCUCUACAGACCGCACUACCAGAUCUCCACAAUUUCAGAGAUAAACUUCUAUAAACUUCGCAAAAACGGCAUUAAAUACAUAGUUUUCGACAAGGAUAAUACUUUGACUCUUCCUUAUGAGAAGAAGUUCCAUCCAGCGAUCUUACCUUGCAUCACUGCCCUAGUCGAUCCAGCAAGUGCAGGGGCGGACAGCCCCAGCCCUUACCCGUACGGCAUAAAUAAACCCAGAUGUAUCGAGGAUAUCAGGAGGACUUUUAGUAAGAAUAAUGACGGCAUCAGAGACGAUGAGAUUUGUGUCAUUGGGGACCGCAUUUUCAUCGAUGUUAUCAUGGGUAAUUCAGGAGGAUUCUUAACAAUUCAUACCCAACCGUUCACUACAGAGGGAGAGAAUUUCCUUGUAAGAGGGUCAAGGAAGAUCGAGGAUUUGGUAGUAAAGCUGAUGAGUGGAACCCAAAAGGAAUUCCCAAAGUUUGAGAAGCUUAAGCAGAAAGGAACAUUCGAGGAGUUUAUCAUUCGGCCUGACAAAAAUGUGGUCUAAAGUUUCA
This is a messenger RNA of Moneuplotes crassus, 640 nucleotides long. NCBI's taxonomy places the organism in Eukaryota, Ciliophora, Spirotrichea, Euplotida, Euplotidae. The record is from the annotation of a GenBank genome assembly.